Podarcis raffonei (Aeolian wall lizard) is the source of this 3842-nucleotide messenger RNA. It is a transcript of the gene GTF3C3, whose product is annotated as general transcription factor IIIC subunit 3. Lineage: Eukaryota; Metazoa; Chordata; Lepidosauria; Squamata; Lacertidae. Gene Ontology annotation, molecular function: protein binding. Bases 102 to 2744 code for a protein of 880 amino acids. Gene Ontology annotation, biological process: transcription by RNA polymerase III. Gene Ontology annotation, cellular component: transcription factor TFIIIC complex. The record is from RefSeq and is a predicted model, not a curated record. The transcript has 18 exons.
GGACCGUUUGGUCCCUCGCAUUAAUAACUCCCCCAGCCUCCUCGCUCUUUGCGGAAACCAGGCUUUCUGGAUUGUUGUUUCCUUCGCCCCUCGCUGCAAAAAUGUCGGGGUUCAGCCCCGAACUUAUCGAGUACCUGGAAGGGAAAAUCUCCUUCGAGGAGUUUGAGAAGCGCAGGGAAGAGCGCAAAAGCCGAGAGAGGAAGGAUGGAGAAAAUGCACUUACUGAAGAAAAUGUAGAAGAUCCUGACGCUCCUUCUACAUCUGCACAAGGACCAUCUGUUGGACCUCAGGGUCACAAUGAAGCAGAAGAAGAGACAUCGGAUGGAGUCAGUAAAUCUGUCCAUCGAGUUUUUGCUUCUAUGAUGGGAGAGAAUGAAGAGGAAGAAGAGGAUGAAGAAGAAGAGGAUGAAGACGAAGAGAUCUCUGAGCAGCCCACAGCAGGAGAUGUUUUUGCCCUGGAGAUGGUGCUUAACAGAGAGACGAAGAAAAUGAUGAAGGCAAGUCGUCCCCGCAGUAAAUUGCCCCGUGCCCUUAGAGGCCUCAUGGGUGAAGCAAACAUCAGGUUUGCUCGAGGCGAGCAUGAAGAAGCCAUUCUGAUGUGCAUGGAAAUCAUAAGACAAGCGCCUCUCGCUUAUGAACCAUUCUCAACCCUCGCCAUGAUUUAUGAAGACCAAGGAGACAUGGAGAAAUCAUUGCAGUUUGAAUUGAUUGCUGCUCACUUAAACCCCAGCGACACUGAAGAGUGGGUUAGGCUAGCUGAAAUGUCUCUUGAGCAAGACAAUAUUAAGCAGGCUAUCUUCUGCUAUGGAAAAGCUCUGAAGUAUGACCCUACCAAUGUGCGUUACUUGUGGGAGCGAUCGAGUCUCUAUGAGCAGCUGGGAGAACAUAAACUGGCGAUGGAUGGCUACAGACGCAUUUUAAAUCUUCUAACUCCUUUUGAUGGGGAUCGCUUUAUGCAUCUGGCUAGGGAUAUGGCAAAGAGCUAUUAUGAGGCCAAUGACAUCACUGCUGCUAUUGAGAUCAUGGAAGAAGCCUUUGGUAAACACCAGAACCUCGUAUCUAUGGAAGAUGUCAAUAUAGCUGCCGAGCUGUAUAUCUCUAACAAACAGUAUGAUAAAGCCUUGGCCGUCAUUACAGAUUUUUCAGGAAUUGUACUGGAGAAGACAGAGGGACCAAACGAUUCUUCAGAGAAUCAAGUUGCAGAAAAGGUUACCUGUUCCAUACCUGAGGGUGUUCCCAUAGACAUCACGGUGAAACUUAUGGUAUGCUUGGUGCACCUGAACAUCUUGGAGCCUCUCAAUCUCCUAUUGACCACACUAGUGGAGCAGAACCCCGAGGAUAUGGGAGAUUUGUAUCUCGAUGUUGCAGAAGCCUUCCUUGAUGUCGGAGAAUACAAUUCUGCACUCCCCCUUCUGAGUUCCCUGGUGUGCUCAGAAAGAUACAAUUUGGCAGUUGUUUGGCUCCGACAUGCAGAGUGCCUGAAAGCCUUGGGCUACAUCGAUCGUGCGGCGGAGAGCUAUGGCAGAGUUGUCGAACUUGCCCCUUUGCACCUGGAUGCCAGGAUCUCUCUUUCUACCCUUCAGCAGCAAUUGGGCCGGCCUGAGAAAGCCCUGGAAGCACUUGAGCCCAUGUAUGACCCAGACACGCUGGCACAAGAUGCCAACGCCGCUCAGCAAGAACUGAAACUGCUGCUUCAUCGGUCGACGCUGCUGUACUCUCAAGGCAACACAUAUGGCUAUGUUGAUUCGUUGCUCACCAUGUUAGCCAUGCUGUUAAAGGUUGCCAUGAACCGAGCUCAGGUGUGUUUAAUAUCUAGUUCCAAGUCUGGUGAAAGGCACCUCUAUCUUAUUAAAGUGUCGAGGGAUAAAAUAUCUGACAACGAUGAUCAGGAAACUACUAACUGUGAUGCAAAAGCAAUAUUUGUGGUGCUCACAAGUGUGCUGACGAAAGAUGACUGGUGGAGCCUCCUUCUGAAGGCAAUCUAUGCUUUGUGCGAUCUUUCUCGCUACAAGGAAGCAGAACUCCUAGUGGACUCCUCGCUGGAAUACUAUUCCUUCUAUGACGACAGGCAGAAGCGUAAAGAACUGGAAUACUUUGGUCUCUCGGCUGCAAUCCUGGACAAGAAUUUCCGAAAAGCUUACAAUUACAUCAGGAUAAUGGUCAUGGAACAUGUCAACAAACCUCAGCUUUGGAAUAUCUUCAACCAAAUCACCAUGCACUCGCAAGAUGUGCGGCACCAUCGCUUCUGCCUUCGGUUGAUGCUGAAGAACCCUGACAAUCAUGCGCUCUGCGUCUUGAAUGGCCACAAUGCCUUCGUGUCUGGUAGCUUUAAGCAUGCUCUUGGGCAGUACGUGCAAGCUUUCCGUAGUAAUCCCAACGAGCCUCUCUAUAGCCUUUGUAUAGGCCUGACUUUCAUCCACAUGGCCUCUCAGAAGUAUGUGUUAAAAAGGCACGCGCUUAUAGUACAGGGCUUCUCGUUCCUCCAGCAAUAUCUGAGCCUCCGUGGUUCCUGCCAAGAAUCUUUUUACAACUUAGGCCGUGGCCUUCAUCAGUUGGGAUUGGUACAUUUGGCAAUUCACUAUUACCAGAAGGCACUGGAGCUUCCCCCUCUGGUCCUAGAGGGAAUAGAAGCAGACCAGACGGACUUGCGAAGGGAUAUUGCCUUCAAUUUAUCGCUCAUCUACCAGAGCAGUGGAAACAUUAGAAUGGCUCGGAAAAUGCUGUACACGUACGGAAUUGUGUGAGGUGGAAGCCGGCAUCGAAAACUGAUUGAAUGAACUAAGAUGGAUUACUUUCCUUGCUUUCGAGGAACCUGGAAAGACGCUGCUGCCUUUCAUGGAUCUGAGGCUUUGUGACACCGGGCAAAACUAUGCUUACAGAUUUCUCCAGAUUGGCUGAACGUGAAGCAGCCAAGUAGAUGGUGCAAGUUUUCACAAAGAGGAUCCCUGCUAAAGUUUGAGCAGAUCUGAGGCGUGACACUGACCCCAACCUGACAGGUGUGCUGGAACGUGCAGUGUUUUUUAACAUACAAAUUGCGAACAGAGUAAGUCGCACAUCUUAACAGCCAAGCACACGGAACGUGGGACAUUUUGCUCAGAAUGUACAAUUGGGAGAGAGCACGAGUAAACGAAAUGUGCUAGAUAACUCACCAGCAAAAAGGCCUCUACCUCUUCAGUGGAAGAAGAUCAGCUGCCUGCUUUCAAGGAUAUUUAACAUACAUUAGUCCUGUGUCGGAAAUACCCCAUAAUCGACGAACCUAGCGAAACCUUUGGAUCCUUUUUCUGUGUGUGUGGUUGUCCAACAGUUCAUUACUAAGGAGAUUCUGAAGUUACUGUAUUGUUUGUUUGCACCCAUGUGAACUUGUCUGUGAAAUCUAACCAUUUUCUUGCUUUUCUGAAACCGGAGAGACAGAGAUGGUUUGAACUAAAGCUAUACCUGCUCACCUUGAAGUAAGAUCCAUUGCGACUUAUUUCUGAGCAGACAUAUACGGGAUUGGGCUGUAAGGUGCUAACUCUACCAAGCCACGCUUGAUUGCCAGUAAUACUGCAAAGAAGUGUCUGUCUAGUUACCCUUCAGAAACACAAUCAACAAGGCAGCUCUGUGUAUGGAAGUUUUUAAUAUUUGAUGUCUUAAUGUGUUUCAGCUUGUUGGAAGCUGCCCAGAGUGGCUGGGGCAACCCAGUCAGAUGGGUGGCAUAUAAAUAAUUUUUUUAUUAUUAAGGGUAUCCGCAACCAUUCCUGUGCACAGGACUGCAGUCUUAAACUAUGCAGUCACAAGCUCUCAUUCCCUCCCCUGUCCUUUGCAUAUAUAUAUAUAUAUUGCUCUUAUAAAUGAGUUAUUGG